This is a messenger RNA of Lynx canadensis (Canada lynx), 3051 nucleotides long. It is a transcript of the gene SINHCAF, whose product is annotated as SIN3-HDAC complex associated factor. Lineage: Eukaryota; Metazoa; Chordata; Mammalia; Carnivora; Felidae. The coding region runs from base 455 to 1120 and encodes 221 amino acids. The transcript is spliced from 6 exons. The record is from RefSeq and is a predicted model, not a curated record. Gene Ontology annotation, biological process: negative regulation of cell migration.
GGGGCCCGUUGUUCCGGCGCAGGUGAGGGAGGAGGCGGCGAGGGACGCGGGUCACCUCCUGCGGCCCUCGCCCAGGCGAGCGGCUCUCCGCAGGAACUUUCUUCCCGACCCAAGUUGUUCUAUUUACCAACAAACCCACCGGGGAGCGUUUCUAUUUGCUGCCGUGGUGCCUCUCUCGGCCGUCAUCGCUUGCCCGAGGGGGAAGCGCGUUGGGGGGGGGGGGGGCGGCCAGGGCCGCAGGAGGACUAGGGAGAGGCAUUUUGCUGCUUUCGUGGAAGCCGGCGCAUGCGGCGAGCACCCCCAAACCCUCGUAGCCGAGCCGUGGCUCGCGCUUUCAGGGGACCCAGCCCCGACGACACACGAAAAAACCACCGUGGGGAAGUUUCGGGGCUCCCCGUUGUCCUACAAAGGGAAGUGAGGACUGUGGCUGAACUACUAUUGCCCAGAAGAAAAGAUGUUUGGUUUUCACAAGCCAAAGAUGUACCGAAGUAUAGAGGGCUGCUGUAUUUGCAGAGCUAAGUCCUCCAGUUCUCGAUUCACUGACAGUAAACGCUAUGAAAAGGACUUCCAGAGCUGUUUUGGGUUGCAUGAGACUCGUUCAGGAGACAUCUGUAAUGCCUGUGUCCUGCUUGUGAAAAGAUGGAAGAAAUUGCCAGCAGGAUCAAAAAAAAACUGGAAUCAUGUGGUAGAUGCAAGGGCAGGACCCAGUCUGAAGACAACAUUGAAACCAAAGAAAGUGAAAACUUUAUCUGGAAACAGGAUAAAAAGCAACCAGAUCAGUAAACUACAGAAGGAAUUCAAACGUCACAAUUCUGAUGCUCACAGUACCACCUCAAGUGCCUCCCCAGCUCAGUCUCCUUGUUAUAGUAACCAGUCAGACGAUGGCUCAGAUACAGAGAUGGCUUCUGGCUCUAACAGAACGCCAGUUUUUUCCUUUUUAGAUCUCACGUACUGGAAAAGACAGAAAAUAUGUUGUGGGAUUAUCUAUAAAGGCCGUUUUGGAGAAGUUCUCAUUGACACACAUCUAUUCAAGCCUUGCUGCAGCAAUAAGAAAGCAGCUGCUGAGAAGCCGGAGGAGCAGGGGCCAGAGCCUCUGCCCAUCUCCACUCAGGAGUGGUGACUGAGGUUUAGGUAGAAGGGGAACAAAAAAACGAUUUAAAUUUUGGAAAGAAAACAAAGCAACAAAACCCUCCUAUUUUUAACUUGGAUACCUGCUAUUCUGCCAAAAGACACUUUCUAGAAUAGUUUUGAAUGGGUUGUUAUUUCUCCUCCAGUUCCACAAACUCUGAAGCCAGUGUCUAGCUUACUAAAAGAAAAAAAGUGUACAUAAUAUUUAAGAUGCUGAGUAUUUCAUAGGAAAGCUGAAUGCUGCUGUAAAGUGCUCUUUAAGUCUUUUUUUUUUUUUUUAAUCCCCUUCUAAUGAAUGAAUCUAGGGGAAUUUCAGGGGACAGAGAUGGGAUUUGUUGUAUGAUAAACAUAUGUAGUUUUAGUCUUUCUAUAUUGAGAAGCAGUGGUUGGGGCAUUUUUAAGAUGGCUGGCUAUACUUGUUUUCCUUCAUGAUAAUAAAUUUGUCAUAACUCAGUAACGUGGACUUGCCCCAAGAGGUAGUUGUUAAUAAUUUAAGGUCUUGCCAAGGUUCUGAUGAUUCAAACCUGUACUACUGAAUAUUAAGCAGGACAGACUAAGCUCUCUGGUGCAAAUGCCUUGAAGGAGUAGUUUCUAAACAUACAGAGAGGUAACUUGAGUGUAUAUGUUGCAUCCUCUGUCACCUCCCUCCAUAUUCAUUUUUGAUAAAGAUUUUAAUCUAUAUUGAAACUUCUAAAGCAGAAUCAAAGCUCCUCUGGGGAAAUGUCAAGUUUUAGGAUGAGCAAUCCUAAAUGAAGAGAACCAAAGCAUUACCGCAUGGUAGAGAUCACAUUCUAUUAAAAAUGUUAAAUUAUCUUUAAAAAUGUCCAAGUCUUCAGGAUGGCACACACAAAAAAACAAAGGUUAAUGCUUCUUGGGGCACAUUUCUUAGAGGGCUUGCUUAGUGUGUAAAUAAUUGACUUUUGUUUGUGUUACAUGACUGGUGACUUCAUUGAAAAUCUGCGCAAUUCAGUUUUAGCUCUGGAUUACUUCAGUUGACCUUUGUGAAGGUUUUGUCUGUGUAGAGUGGUUGUUUGACUGGUUUUAACCUAUUAGGGUUUGGGGUUUUUUUUUUGUUUUUGUUUUUUUUCCACUCUAUAUUAAAGUAAAAUUCUAAAAGAAAAGAGGUGUGUGUUAAUGCUGAGUGGGCUGGUUUAGGUUUGACUUCUUUUAGUCAGGCUUUGUGAACACUGAGAUGUUAGAUGAUGCAUCCUGAACACGGAGCUCUUCGAUUCCAAAAUCUUCAUUUGAAGCCUUUUUACUUGAACCCAAACCAAAGUACUGUCAUUGCCUCUUUUUUAAACGUUCAGGAAUAACCUAUCACCGGUUCAGACUUCUCAUAAUUAGGGAGGAUCAUUUGCCUACCUUAUAAUAACAUGACUCAGUGCUUAUUUUUAAAACUGGAUUUUAAAAAUUAGUAUAAAUAACAGUAAGGAGUGAGCCACUUUUUACGGGCACCAUAUAGUUUUAUAAUUCUUAAUCUAAACUUAAAAUUUUAUAUUUCUUCCUUAUGGCAAAAACUACAAGCCACUAUGUGCACAGAUUACACCGUGAGUUGGGUUGGCUCUCCCACAGCCUCUGAGGUGAAUUACAAGAGUCCCAGCCAUUAUCAUCUUCCUCCUGUUGUUUCGAAAUGGUUUUUUUUUUUUUUUUUGUACAUUUUGGCUACAGUAUUGGUGGUAGAAUAUACUAUAAUAUGGAUCAUCUCUACUUCUGUAUUUAUUUAUUUAUUACUAGACCUCAACCACAGCCUUCUUUUUCCCCUUCCACCUCUUUGCCUGUAGGAUGUACUGUAUGUAGUCAUGCACUUUGUAUUAAUAUAUUAGAAAUCUACAAAUCUGUUUUGUACUUUUUAUACUGUUGGAUACUUAUAAUCAAAACUUUUACUAGGGUAUUGAAUAAAUUUAGUCUUACUAGAAAAUAAAA